This is a messenger RNA of Choloepus didactylus (southern two-toed sloth), 1185 nucleotides long. RefSeq names its product chromosome 2 C1orf131 homolog (gene FSAF1). The record is from RefSeq and is a predicted model, not a curated record. The transcript is spliced from 7 exons. The coding region runs from base 160 to 1020 and encodes 286 amino acids. Lineage: Eukaryota; Metazoa; Chordata; Mammalia; Pilosa; Megalonychidae.
GCUCCAGAGGACCCCGGGCGCCGCCAUCUUAACCAGGACGGAAGCCGUGUGGGGACUUGGCGCGCACGCGCAUAGAUCCUCCGGAAACACGGGGGUGGGCCUGCUGUUGUUCUUGGGCUGGGUUUCAGGGUGUUCAGCUGUUGUGCACCCCCCCCAACAAUGGCUGAAGAGGAGGCUCUGGGGUCCGACGGGCCGGCAGGUUCCCAGACACUUCUGGACUCUCUGCUUCAGAACCUCUACGACUUUGGAGAGACAGGAGACGAAACAGAACAGAAAAGGAUCAAGAAGAAAAGGGAAAACAAGAAGAGAGAUUUGGGAACUAAAGCAGUCUUAGCAGAGGAAUCAGCUCCUCCACCUGGUUCUCUUGUAAGAGGCCAAAGGAAAAGUGCUUCCAGCUUCUUCAAAGAACUCAGAGAAGAACUUCACAUCACACCUGCAGUGACUACCACAGGUUUCCUUUUAGAAGCAGAGGUCACUGCUACAAUAUCUCCCUCUUGCCUGAAGAACAACCAGGAGCGAGUCGAAGUGGUAGAAUUUCACAGCAGAAAUAAAAAAAGAAAACCAAGGCUGAAUCAAGAUGAGACCACAAAGACCAAAACAAGUGUCCUUGAGAAAGAUGUGAAUAUACAAGAAUUUAACUUCGAAAAGGCUCGUUUGGAAGUGCACCGAUUUGGGAUCACGGGUUAUGGAAAAGGAAAGGAAAGGGUCCUGGAACAGGAACGGGCUAUUAUGCUAGGUGCCAAGCCUCCCAAAAAGAGUUAUGUAAAUUACAAGGUUUUGCAGGAGCAAAUCAAAGAAAAAAAGACAGCAAAGGAAGAAGAAAAGAGAAUGGCCCAGGACACAGAUAUUUUCAAGAAGAAGAGGAAAGGACAGGAAGACAGGAAAUCCAAAAAGAAGAAAUCAGCUCCCAGUAUUUUGUCAAGUGGACAUAUUGGACAAGUUGGAAAAUUCAAAAAUGGGACAUUGAUUCUGAGUCCAUUUGAUAUCAAGAAAAUAAAUUCUUCCAGAGUAGUUAAGUGAAGUACUUUAUAAAAUAAAAAGAAGAAUGGAAAAGUGCCAUUGUUCUGAAGCUGGACCAGGACAAGACUUCCAGAUUUUUCUUAUCUAUUUCAUAUUUCACACUGCUUUUUUAUUUUAGGAAAAAAAAAUAUCAAACAGAAAUAAUAAAAUUUCUAGUUGCUCCAG